GUGAGGGGGCGGGAAGGGCGAGUGAGAGGGCGGGGAGAAAAAAGCGGUCUGGGGACCUUCGCCGAUCAAACCUAGUUCGGAAGAGGAGGGCUCUUGUUCGCUCAAUUGCAACCGCGCCAAUCAAAACCCACGCCUUCAGGAAGGCGGCCAAUCGGUGAUGAGAAUGCUAAUAGCAACGCAGCAGGACGACGCUAUUGCGUAUGCAGGUGAGUUAUGAUGGAUGACUUCCGAGCAAUGCCUGACGAUGAAGCCAUUGCAACUGCCGUGUCCAGCGUUUUGACGCUGUUCGAUUUCGGCGUGCAGAAUUUGAAGCCACUGCAGAUGCUAUCUCUUCGCCUCCUUGUCGGUAGACGGGACGUCUUCGCGUGCUUUCCUACGGGCUUUGGAAAGUCGCUAAUUUUUCAUCUUCUCCCGCACAUUUGUGCCCGACUAGCAGCCAAUGGCUUCCAGCAAUAUCCCGCGGAUCCUGUGGUGCUUGUGGUGACUCCAUUGAAGUCGCUGAUGAGAGAUCAGGUCGCUAUUCUAAAGCGCAAAGGGUUUGCAGCUGCCUUUGUUGGUGAGUCGGAUUCGUCAGACGCUGCUAUCAAGGUAGGGAAAUUCCCCUAUGUCUAUGGAAGCCCCGAAGUGCUUGUCGGCUCACGCGAGUGGCGAUGCGCCUUACAAGCAAAUGAGUUGAGAGAGCGGUUCGUGGCCGUGGUAGUGGACGAAGCUCACACAGUAGUUCAGUGGGGCACUGCAUGUCAGGACGUUAGUGAGGAAGAGGAACCAUUUCGCGUAUGGUGUGGCCUGGUUGGCGAGCUGAGGUCGUUGUUGGAUGUCCCGUGCUUGGCGCUAACUGCAACUGCCUCUGCAUCCACAAGGAAAGCUCUCACAUUAGCAUUAGGACUCCGCAAUGCUGUCGAAAUUGUGAAGAGUCCUGAUAGGCCAAACAUCCAUCUCUCAGUCAAAAGAGUAGCUCCCGACUUUGAGACAACUUUCGACUGGCUUCUAAGAAUGAUUCAGACGUUAGGAGUGGCCUGCCCCAGAGUACUGGUGUACUGCAGAACUCAGAAUGCCUGUGCGUCAUUGUAUUUGCACUUCAACCACACUCUUGGUAAGAGGGCUUUCUCUCCAGAGGGUGAAACUUUGGUUGAGAAUCGGCUUGUGGAAAUGUAUCACUCCAGCACCCCUGAAGCUAACAAGGAGGCAAUAUUGACAUCUCUGAGAGCUGUUGAUGGCAAGUGCAGAGUGCUAUUUGCCACAAAUGCCCUAGGCUUAGGAAUUGAUGUGAAAGGAUUGCAUACAGUUGUUCACUGGGGACCAGCCAAUACUCUGGAAAGCUAUAUGCAGGAGAUAGGUCGGUGUGGUAGAGAUGGUGGACAAAGCAGAGCCGUUUUGUAUUAUCAUGGUCAGCAGCUGCAGCACAUUGAUUUUGAAAUGCGACAAUAUUUGUUUGAUUCCGACACAUGCCGUCGGAAAUUGCUGUUGUUACCCUUUGGUGCACCCCCUGUGCAACCAGAAACUCAACACCAGUGUUGUGAUGUGUGUGCAAGAACGUGUAGCUGUGCAAAACCAUCAGAUUGUUCUGGUAUACAGGAUAUCUUUUGGAACAGUCAUCAUCAGGAGGUCAGGGAUGGUGUUCAUCAUAGAUCACAUAGACCCGUUUCACUGCCUCACAUUGCCUUAAUUCGGACAGCCCUUCUUGAGUAUAAAGAAAUGGAAGAAGAGAUAUUUACAUCAUCAGUACAGCAGCCACAAUAUUCAUCAUGUACUCAUGUUAGACCCAUUUCAGAUGAUUGCAUCCAGGAGAUUUUGUCCAACCUGACUAAUUUUAGUCAGUGGGAGGACAUUUUGAAUUUGGUACCAGAGUUGAGUGACAGUCAAUCAAAAGACAUAAUUGAUUUAAUUAACUAUGUAUUAACUUAUGAGUAGUAUAGAUGUUCCGUUGUUGAAUUAAUCAGUUUGUUCUAGUAUCUGCCAGUUUCAGCUAUAUCACCUGUAGAUAUAAAUAUAUAUAAUAUUCGCAAAUUUGUGUGUCCAUCUUGUGGAACGACGUUGCUUCAGCAUGAGUCAUCAUGGUUCAGUCAAUUCUUCUACCAC
Molecule: messenger RNA, 2079 nt
Organism: Corticium candelabrum
Lineage: Eukaryota; Metazoa; Porifera; Homoscleromorpha; Homosclerophorida; Plakinidae
Product: probable ATP-dependent DNA helicase RecS
Exons: 3
Coding region: 214-1911 (565 amino acids)
Biological process (GO): double-strand break repair via homologous recombination
Cellular component (GO): nucleus; chromosome; cytoplasm
Molecular function (GO): ATP binding; four-way junction helicase activity; 3'-5' DNA helicase activity
Source: RefSeq, a predicted model, not a curated record